Messenger RNA from Hemibagrus wyckioides, 967 nucleotides. RefSeq names its product transmembrane 4 L six family member 21a (gene tm4sf21a). The record is from RefSeq and is a predicted model, not a curated record. Lineage: Eukaryota; Metazoa; Chordata; Actinopteri; Siluriformes; Bagridae. Gene Ontology annotation, cellular component: membrane. The coding region runs from base 131 to 703 and encodes 190 amino acids. The transcript is spliced from 5 exons.
CCACAUGCUGUAACAGACAGACAGGAGUAGAUAAGGCUGAGGAACACAGGAAGCUUUGUCUCUGUUCUUCUCCGCUCCUUCCUCAGACUCCUUUGCUCUUGUUCUGUACAGUAACCUGUGAUUGUCCAGCAUGUGUACUGGACGCUGUUCUCGCUUCGUCGCCGGGGCGCUCUACCCGCUUGCCCUCAUCUCCAUCAUCUGUAACAUCAUCCUGUUUUUCCCAGACUGGACAGUUACAUACGCCAGAGAUGGAGAGAUCACUGAGGAGGUGAAAUACAUGGGAGGACUGAUCGGAGGAGGACUCAUGGUUAUAGCUCCAGCUCUGUUUAUUCAUGUCACUGGUAAGCAGGGGUGCUGUGCUAACCGCUGUGGGAUGUUCCUCUCCAUCCUGUUUGCAGCAGCAGGAGUGUGUGGUGCUCUCUACAGUUUCACAGUGGCCACGUUAGGGCUGGUUAACGGGCCGUACUGCAGGACGCUACUGUCAUGGCAGACUCCGUUUAAGAACAAGUCAGAGAGUUACCUGCAGGACCGUGAGAUGUGGAGUGUGUGUCUGGAGCCAAAGGGUGUGGUGGAGUUUAACGUGGCUCUGUUCUCCACCCUGCUGGUCUGCAGCGCUCUACAGCUCAUACUGUGUGCAUCACAGAUGAUCAACGGCCUCAUAGGCUGUCUCUGUGGAGCCUGUGUGGAGAAAGGGCCUCUGUAAGUGUCCACUUCUCCCAGCGAGCCCUGACCGGUCCGAGUGAGUGAUUGGACUCGGCGUUUCUGCACAAACACCAUUAAUAAUCUGAUCUAAUUAAUAUCACGUGUAAUAAAGACAUGUAUAAACAUCAGACUCUGCAGCAGUAAGUGUCUGAUCUAACACGUUCUUACAGAUUCAUCUUCGGUUUGUUCUGCUGAUGUUUUUAAUCAUCAUUAAAUCUUCUGAUCUUUUUCCUGAGGAUUAAAAAUAAACUGCUUUAUAAUCCGA